Molecule: messenger RNA, 1764 nt
Organism: Pistacia vera
Lineage: Eukaryota; Viridiplantae; Streptophyta; Magnoliopsida; Sapindales; Anacardiaceae
Exons: 8
Coding region: 1-1764 (587 amino acids)
Molecular function (GO): protein binding
Source: RefSeq, a predicted model, not a curated record
AUGUCGUUUGCUCCUGUAUUCUUAAGCAUCGAUUGCGGGUCUUCUGAGUCUUACACAGACGAAAAUUCAAUAGAAUGGGUAGGAGACGACGCCUACAUUCAAAACGGAGAGUCAAAAGUGGUGCAGUUCAGCAGUUCAGAGGCAUAUCCGAUGAGUACUUUAAGAGUCUUCCCCACAGGGCAGAAGAAAAGCUGCUACACAAUCAAAGUGGAUGAAGGAGAAAGAGUUCUUGUUCGAGCAAGUUUCAACUAUGACAAUUACGAUGGCAAAUUGUCUCCUCCAACGUUUGAUCUUCAAUUCGAUGGCAAUUUUUGGGCAACAGUGAACACAAGUACCACUUUUAGAGUCAUUUCUCACGAAGCAAUUUAUGUUGUGAAGAGAAAUUUCACGAGCAUCUGUGUUGCUCAAACUCACCCUGGUCAGCUUCCUUUUAUAUCUGCAUUGGAAAUCAGAAGCUUGGAUGCCAAUAUGUAUGGCAGUGUUCCUCCGAAUUUUGCUUUGCUUCUUGUGGUGAGGGCAGCUCUUGGUGCAAAUGAAACCAAUAUCAGGUAUCCAGUUGAUCCUUACGAUAGAAUCUGGGAAGCAGCAACAGGAGCAUUUGGAUUAACAACAGUCUCAAAUGAAGCAUCCUCCAUUAAAGUAACUACACCACCUGACAAUCCUCCACCAUUGGUGCUACAAAAUGCUGUAACUUCUUCAAGCACUUUGAUAGGGAUAAAUAUAAUCACAAAACUUCCUGAAAAGCCGACUCCCUUCUUCAUGGCGACCUACUUCUCUGAAGUAACUCAGCUCGGCAGCGGUCAGAAGAGAUCCUUCAAAUUGUUCAUCGAUAGCAAGGCUGUUUCGGCCUCCAUUGUCCCGACUUUUGGAGGUGCCUCUGAAGUUUAUAUUGCUAACAGAAUUGCUUCUGCUAGCAACCAAAUUUCCCUCCUGGCUGAUGAUGACUCCACUCUUCCUCCUCUCAUUAAUGCAAUGGAAGUUUAUACUCUGAGUGGUGAACUAACCAAUGGAACUAAUGCUAAGGAUGUGGUAGGAUUAGGAUUGCUGCAAAAUGGAUUUGAGGUGUUAAAGGGAUGGAGUGGAGAUCCUUGUCUUCCAUCUCCAUAUUCAUGGGAUUGGAUUGACUGUAAUUCUGAUGACAUGCCUCGCGUAACAGCAGUGAAUCUCAGUGGGUAUGAUCUGGCUGGUUCAGUUCCUGAUUUCAGUUCCAUGGAUGCUCUUCAAACAAUUGAUCUGAGUGAUAACAAUUUAGAUGGAUCUAUUCCUGAUUUCCUUGGCACCUUCCCGAAUCUAGCACUAUUGAAUUUGUCAAAUAAUAGAUUCACUGGACCUAUUCCCAGCUCACUGUUAAAGAAUAAAAAGUUGAAAUUAUUGGUGACUGGCAAUUGUUUAAAUGCAACCUCUUGUCCUGCAAGCCCACCCAAAUCCAGUCAGACAAGUAGCCCUUCAAGCCCACCAACUCCGGACCUACCAGCCCCCUCACCCAGCCUGACCAGCCCAACUAGGAAGAGUCCAGCAACACCCAAAACAAGCCCGACAACUAACCCAACAACACCCAGCCCAACUAAUAAAGGCCCAAGCCCAACAACAACCGCGACAAAGCAAGUUGAAACGCCCCCAACCCCAAGCUCAACCGAAAAUGAGACGCCUCCUCUUGCUUUCCAAAAUACAAGCGAUUUCAUAGUAAAUAACAAACUGGCCAUGACAUUGGGAGUCUUAAUUCAACUUCUUGUAUCACUUUCUGUACUAAUUGGGAGGUUUUAG